Messenger RNA from Callorhinus ursinus (northern fur seal), 2773 nucleotides. It is a transcript of the gene CLN6, whose product is annotated as CLN6 transmembrane ER protein. Gene Ontology annotation, cellular component: membrane; endoplasmic reticulum. Lineage: Eukaryota; Metazoa; Chordata; Mammalia; Carnivora; Otariidae. Gene Ontology annotation, biological process: lysosome organization. The record is from RefSeq and is a predicted model, not a curated record.
CGCCCCGUGCUCGGUGGCCGCUCUUGCCGUCCUUCCCGCCGCCGCCGGGCCAGCAGAGUGCUUCCCCAAUUUGGAAAGUGGGGCCGAGGCGCCGGCCGCCGGCAGGGCAGCCAUGGAGGUAGCGGCGCGGAGGCGACAGCAUCCGGGAGCGGCGGGCGGCGCGGGCGCGCAGCCGGGCGCCUCCUUCCUGCAGGCCAGGCACAGCACCGCCAAGGCUGAUGAAGCUGCAAGCACAGCUCCCUUUCACCUUGACCUCUGGUUCUACUUCACCCUGCAGAACUGGGUUCUAGACUUUGGCCGCCCCAUUGCCAUGCUGGUGUUCCCUCUCGAAUGGUUUCCACUCAACAAGCCCAGCGUGGGGGACUACUUCCACAUGGCCUACAACGUCAUCACGCCCUUCCUCCUGCUCAAGCUCAUUGAGCGGUCCCCUCGAACCCUGCCGCGCUCCAUGAUCUACAUCAGCAUCAUCACCUUCAUCAUGGGCGCCAGCAUCCACCUGGUGGGCGACUCCGUGAACCACCGUUUGCUCUUCAGUGGCUACCAGCACCACCUGUCUGUCCGGGAGAAUCCCAUUAUCAAGAAUCUCAAGCCAGAGACGCUGAUCGACUCCUUCGAGCUGCUCUACUACUACGACGAGUACCUGGGCCACUCCAUGUGGUACAUCCCCUUCUUCCUCAUCCUCUUCAUGUACUUCAGCGGUUGUUUCACUCCCAUCAAAGCCGAGAGUUCGAUGCCAGGGGUGGCCCUGCUCCUGGUGAUGCCCAGUGGCCUAUACUAUUGGUACCUGGUCACCGAGGGCCAGAUCUUCAUCCUCUUCACCUUCACCUUCUUCGCCAUGUUGGCCCUUGUCCUGCACCAGAAGCGCAAGCACCUCUUCCUGGACAGCAACGGCCUCUUCCUCUUCUGCUCCUUCGCCCUCACCCUCCUGCUUGUGGCGCUGUGGGUUGGCUGGCUGUGGGAUGACGCGGUGCUCAGGAAGAAGUACCCGGGUGUCAUCUACGUCCCUGAGCCCUGGGCCUUCUACACCCUGCACGUCAGCGGCCGACGCUGAGCCCCUGGCACCAGGCGCCGGCGCCCUGCCUGGCGGGACACGGGCCGCGGAGGGUGGCCGAGCGGGGACGUGCGUGCGUGCGUGCGUGCGUGCGCGGACGCGUGCGUCCCUCCGGUGUGCGCUGUCGCAGCCGCGGCGGGAGGGGCACGCACUGAGCGCCUGGCCCGGGGUGUGCGCGCGCAGAGAGCGUCGGCGCAAGGCUCGAUUGUGUGGAGCAAGUUUCUCUUCGGUUUGGAUCUUGUCAGGGUGGGAUAUAGUCGGCGGCCGUGUGUGCCCGGGCCGAGGUGUGGGCCCCGCCUUCCCAUGCACCUGACUGGCGUCGGGCCCUCUCACUCACCGCUCAGGGCCGCUCUCCUCCUGCGGUGGCUUCUGGUAGCCAUGCUGGGUCGGCCUGGCGGGUGGGGCAGCAGUGGUGAGGGGACUGGGCAUGUCACCCGCCACCUGGCUCACCCCUCAGACCUGCCCUGACCCUGAAGGCCAGAUUACAAAGGUUCAGUUAACUUUCUGGGUAUUGUUGAGCAAAGCACAUCCCUCCUCUGGGCCUCAUUUGCACUAGCUGGGACGAGGGCCCAAAGUGUGUCAGUGGGCUGGUUGUUGGGGCAGCCCUGGAUUGGACGGCUCGUUCUCUCCUGUCGCUGCCCUCUGCUACCCCGGGAAGGGUGUGUGCGCCGCAGAUCCUCCCCCAAACUCAGGUCACACGGAGGGUUGCGCCGCCAGACUCCCCUGAGCACCAUUUCCCUCUGCCAGAAGCUGUCUCCCUGCUUCCUCCCAGAACUGUGGCACCCCUUCCUGGCAGCCUGACCAGGAUGUCUGAGCUGCAGCUGAAGGCUGUGUUCUCAAACACUCGUGGUAUUCCUUGAGCCCCGUUAUAGGGUCAGGGGGCAUUUGGGGGAUGUUGGGAGGGGGGCAGAUCUGGAGGCUCUCCCCCAUAGGCCUUGUCUCAGCCUGAAUCUCAUGCUUUCUGCUCAUGGCCCUGCUCCCAGAAAAGGGAGGCUUCAUUCCCAGCAGGACACCCCGGGCCCGCCUUCCCCCAGGCCUUGGGGCCAGGUCUGCCCACACAGCUGCCGGCACCAGUCUCAUUUUCCAGCCAGCACUGGCUUGGCGAGCUUGUGGGUCUCAGGGGGCCUGCCCUACCUUCCCCGGGCCCUACCCCCUCUCCUGUGUUCUCAGGGAGCCCUGUGCCUCAGAUGUUCCUUUCAUGUUGGGGUCCCUCUGCAGCCCCCUUAGAGGCCCCCCAGCCCCGGGUUCCAUGGGCGGAGAGAGGUGUGAAUAAAGACCAGUGUGGAGCCCAGCCUGGCUGGUGGCUGCUGCUUUCUCUGGGUGUGAAUUUGGGCGGCAGGAGGGAGAUCCCUGGGGCCGGAGAGACAGUGGCUGGUCUGUGGCCGGUCAGGGGCUGAGAGCAGGCCCUGCUACUGUCCGUUGGCCUUCCGUGCCACCCUGUGGGAUGCUGGGGGUGGGGGGCAAGAAGGGCCUCCUCCCAGUCAGUUCUAGCUCUCUUGUGAGGAGUCUGGGGGGGCCUGGGGGGGCGGGGAGCCAGGAUAGGGCAUCUCCAGGCCUGCCUCUCCCGAAAUGGCCCCUCAGGCCUCCCUACUCUGCUGCGAGCCCACUCCAGAGGCUGAAACAGAGAAGGUACCCUUUGGGGGAAGGUGGGGAGGCUGGUUUGUUGGAGGUUGGCCCCAAGCCUUGGGCAAGUCGCUUACUCCCUCGGGGUCUCAGACUCAC